Messenger RNA from Vicia faba (fava bean), 372 nucleotides. The record is from the annotation of a GenBank genome assembly. Lineage: Eukaryota; Viridiplantae; Streptophyta; Magnoliopsida; Fabales; Fabaceae.
AUGGUGACGGGAACAACUUCUCCUUUAGCUCUAAAGACAAAUCUCAGAACGCCAAGGAUUACCGGGGAAUCACUACACAUUGAUUUUUAUAACCUAUGCUAUUUGCACCCUAUAGGACCAGAAGAAAUUUUAGGACCUGCAAAUCACAUAACCAGAAGCCCUAUUUGGUUCAUAGAAAAAGAUGAAAAAAAGGACAAUACUAGACCAGUUGCUCCUGUGAAUUAUGUAGCUAUGUCAAAAGAAGAUGCUGCUCCCAUGUUGAAAUAUUGGAGUACACAGGUUUUCACGAUAUUUUGUGAUCCACAAUUGACAAUUAUGUACCAAUUCAUCUUCAUCUGGGAAGUAGUUCUUUCGAAUGGAUUGGUUAUGUAG